This is a messenger RNA of Dicrocoelium dendriticum, 564 nucleotides long. Lineage: Eukaryota; Metazoa; Platyhelminthes; Trematoda; Plagiorchiida; Dicrocoeliidae. The record is from the annotation of a GenBank genome assembly.
AUGGUAUACAAACACAGACACAAACUUUGCCGCAUUAAGCGUGGAAUUCCGGCUCUGCAUACAGCAUGCGGGUUAGCACAAACGGCACAAGAGGCUGCCAAGCUUCUUGGACAACAAUUUGGCCGUACCUUCCAGAGUGUUCAACCAUCCUACACCAUGCCUACGCAGCUCAUGCCGCCAUCAAACCUUAACUACAUAUCGUUCACAACCGCAGCUGUAUUGAAGCAGCUAAUGUCCCUGCGCGAAUACAGCUCUCCGGGUGCGGACGACAUUCUUCCGGAAGCAUUGAAAGUUGCCAACAUGAGCUUAGCUGAAUUGUUAGCAACACUCUUUCAGCAAUGUCUUAAUGAGAUGCACGUCCCCAAAAUGUGGAGACACGAGAUCAUCACUCCAAUCUGCAAAAGUGGAAGCCGUAUAGAACCAGUGAAUUAUCGCCCGAUUACACUUCUUCCGGUGAUCUCCAAGAUCAUGGAGUCCAUUGUAGCUGAGGCGCUCAUGGAGCACCUGAAGAAUAACAAAAUCCUCGUUCAGGUGCAGCACGGAUUUCACCAAAGCCGGUCCUGA